Paramuricea clavata is the source of this 6251-nucleotide messenger RNA. The record is from the annotation of a GenBank genome assembly. NCBI's taxonomy places the organism in Eukaryota, Metazoa, Cnidaria, Anthozoa, Malacalcyonacea, Plexauridae.
UACAAAAUAAACGUGAUGUUUCCACAAAUACCAAACAAAUAUAUUUUCGGCAUGCAAUCAUACAAGCCUUUCGCGGCGAAAUUGAAACUUAUACACUCACUAUAUAUUAAAUGAAGUAAUCUAGUUUAGUGUCUUCUUACACUGGAUCUCGACAAAAAACAGGUUGAUCACUGGCUAAUUGUGCAGACGGAAUUCCAAAACAAAAUGAUAUGGCGAAUGUUGACAACGAAGAACUAAGUAUAUUUUGCAAGAAUAACAAUGUUAAGGAGUAAGGAAAAAUACAAGAUCUAAACUAAACAAACUAUAGUAUCCUCUAGUAUAAAUAAAUUGAAUCCAGUUUAAGUUUCGUCCGGUAUAUACUUUAGUUACAAUGUCAAUGAACCACUGUAUACAGGGCAGCAGCGAAGAGUUUGAAAGGGGGGAGGGGGGUAGUAUCAGAUUUGCCGACAACAUUUCCGUUGCUAAUUAAUAUUUUUCCGCCAAAUUGUUGGCGAGCGGGGAGAUCGCAAAAUUUUUUUCCGGACAUAAAAAUGUUUUUUAUAGCCUCUCCGUGAGAACAUGCAGUCUACAUUAAAUAAAGCUAUAAAGCUAAACUUAAUUCAAUUUGGUUGAAUUUAGUAGUUGCAGUGUGCUUUCCGUAUUCAUAAAAAUGUUUAAUAAGACCAAGCAUUGUCGAUUUUGAUACUGCAUUAUGUGAAGAUAUGGCUAUCUUCAGCAUUUAUUCCGUACCAUAUAAAUUAAACAACUGAAAAACAUUGUUUUGAGCAUAUAAGCUUUAAAAUUAUAUAUAUACAAUAUAACAUACUGGUAUACAAAUAUAUUUCAAUUAAUAGAAAGGGUUCUGCGAAAUAUGCAUGGCUCGCUGCUGUAUUGAUGUGUGAUUCGUAAGUUUGUGUGCCUCGCAUGGCUUGCACUUUAUGCAGACCCAAGAUUAUUGAAAAUUUGAAAUAAUAACGAUAAUAAAUUGACAUUUUCAACACUGCAUCCAUAGUAAGUCAUUUUGUAUUUUGCGUAAGAACUGAUCUGUAAUUUACGAACUCCAGUUCCGCGUACUUCCCAAGUUUGGCCAUGGACCAUUUUUUUAUAGCCUCACUCAAUGUCAAUGACCAAAUUUACUAUGCUUUAUUAGAUUUUAUUUUUGUGAACUGACAGUCAAUCUUCGAAAGGAGCUUAUGAGUUAUCUAAUGUGGUCAUUGCUCAACGAUUUUCCAUUACCUAGUGAUUAUUUUUUCACCGCGUAAAUCGCCACGAAAAUUGAGUAGGAUAUAUCCGAAAACCGCCGUCUCAAAAUCGCCAAAACCGCCUAACCGCUGUUGCACGUUGAUCUCCUACCACGAGACCUCCUUACGCGGGAGAUGGAAAUUAGGAAGAACGUUGUUGCUUACGUGCGAUGGGACACGAACAUAUAGAUAUAUAGAUAUACACAGAGAAAUGGAUUAAUAUAACAUAAAUAAGAACUUUACAACCGCCAAACUAUAAUGGACCCCCUUAUAACUUCGCCAACUUUAUAAACCAUACAAGAGCGCAUGCUUGCUGGAUAAUUUUCUGUACGCAAGUUGGUCAAACCUGGUUCUCGUCUUUUACGACAAUGUUUCUCUUAAAGCGCCUCUAUCGCGCUCUCUUAGUUGGUAAUGGCAUUGCGUUUGACAAUUGUCCGUAGCAAAUGUCUAAAGAGACAAUGUGUAUAGAGAAUUAUUAAGUAUUAAUAUUUGUACAGGUUGUCCCAAAAAAUGUCACUCUUACAAAACUAACAAUAUUACCGUUGUUGACAAGACAAAGCCAAAAAAUAUAUUUGACACAAAUAACGUACCUAUAGGUUAUUAUCUAUCAUUGGUUACAGCUGUCGGUUACACACAACGGAAUCAUUUACAUUUGGAGUAAGCAUGUGAGAAUAGCAAAAUCCCAACUAGCGUAUUUUAAUGGCAAACAUUUUGUGUCGAAUACUCGAUAUUUCGGGGUUCACUGCAGCUCAGCAACGCAUUUUUUUGGUUUUGAAGUACCGGCAGACAAAAAGUCCAAGGUAGCCAAGUUGAGCGUUUGAGUGGCCAUUUUGAUCAAACUUGGGAAAUUGAGCAAAAUGGAUGUGGAAAUCAAAAUGCAAUAUUUCGGAAUUGCGUGGCAGACUAUACGGUUUGAAGCUACACGACAGCUUAGUCAUAAACACGAAAUGUGUCAUGUUUUUACAAUUUUGCAUUAACUUAAAUAAUUACAAUACAAGAUGAUUCUUCUCAGAGUGCCAUUUUUUUGGAUAUACUGUAUAUUAAUUAUCAAUAUUUGUAUAUUUUUGUGUAUUUUGGUUGUAGAUUGGCGAUGGACACUAAGCGAGCAAUAUCCAUCAUAGGGACUGGAGAUUUUGGAUGCGCACUCGCCAAACGACUCAUCCAGAAUGGUUACAAGGUUACUAUUGGAAGCCGCAGUCCACUCAACCGAAACCUCCAGAAGCGUGACGAAAUACUUAAAGAUGCACAUCUCGUAUCUGUACGAGACUGUAUCAUCGCUUCAAACAUGGUAAUUGUCGCUAUUCCUUAUAAGUACGCAGACUCCCUCAAAAUCCAUGAAGAUUUUUUACAAGGCAAAUUCCUGGUCGAUGUCAGCAAUCCAUCCAAGAGAUCCAAAGAAAAGUCCAAUGCAGAAAAACUUGCUGACUUGCUUCCCAAAUCAAUUGUCAUCAAAUGCUUCAACACCGUAUCUGCAUACUCAAUGGGAGAUGACACUUCCAACGAACAUCGCCAGGUUUACGUAGCAAGCGAUGACUUGUCUGCCUUGGAAGCUGUUGCUCAAAUGUCCAGAGAUAUUGGAUUCGCUGUGCACAAUGCGGGCAGGCUUCAUAUGGCUAGAGAUCUGGAGUCUGAACCUCUGUAUCUGUUUCGAGGUUGGGGCUGGCCUACUUCAUUCACGAUUGGCUUGUUUCUGAUGGAGCUCCUCUAUCUGUUUGUUGUCAUGUACAUCGCGGUAGAUAGGUACGAUAUCAGUCAGAUACCAACCUACGUGCUGUACAAGGCAACUGGGGCGGUGAGUGUCAACCUCCUGGCAUUCUGUUACCUACCAGGAGUGCUGGCAGCCUUUGCUCAAAUCUACUAUGGCUCCAAACACACACGUUUCCAGCCAUGGUUAGAUAGCUGGCUACAAGGUCGCAAACAACUGGGAAUAUACUCUUUGUUGUUUGGCUUCAUGCACAUGAUUACGGUAAUGAGCUGCAUGAAUGGAUCUUACUUCGAUUAUCUCUUCAAACAACAAUACGUCAUUGUUGAAGUCAACGGCACAGAAGACACCAAGAUUCCAGUCGAUACCAAGAUGAACCUGCACGGUGAAGGGUGUAUUGCCACUGGGCUGAUUGCUCUCUGUUCAAUGGGGAUCAUUGGUCUCACCUCCGUCCCUGCUAUUGGGGCCCUAAUGAACUGGCGGGAAUGGCGCUUCAUCCAAUCUCAGUUUGGCUUUGUCUGCUUCUUGCUGACAGUGGGGCAUUGCAUGGUCCACGGAGUAGCUCGAUGGAUGAUCCAGCGUGACCUUCUCCUCAGGAAUAGCUUUAUGAGCCUGAUCUUGCCUUGGUUGACUCUGUUUCUAAAAAUCAUCUACUUCGUUCCUUGUGUACACAUGUACGUAUGGAAGAUCAGAGGAGGGUAUGAAAGAGGGGUCAAAUACGACUUAGAGAAAGGCGAUGCUGAAUCCUACACUAACAAAGCCUUGGACGAACACGAAACAUCAUUUGGUGGUAAUGAUGCAAAACUGUAAUGUAACACUUUUUAACUCUUCAUAAUUACAUAACCUAUAUCCACCUUUGUGUUUAUCGUAUAUAAUUGACUUUACCUAAAAGCUAUGGAUGUCAAAUUGGCUUCAUAUAUACUUUUUGUUGGGUACAAUGAAAUUUUGACAAUUUUUAUUCUGUUCUCUUUUUAAACUAAAUUUUCCGAUAUUUUGCAACAAAUUUACUUGGCACAUACCAUAGUUUAGGGAAAUAAGCUUUUUGUAGCCUCUGUGUUCACCUAAAUGUUCAUUGUUUUCACCGUUAAUUCUCGUUAUAUAAUAUAAAUCAAUUGAGCCAAUAUUAGUAAACGUAAUGUGUUUUGUUGAGCCCCUGGGAGCAUUAUGCUAGCCCAGUUUUUCGUUGUAGGCUCAAACGACGUGAUAGCUAUAAUAAUGCUGUGUUGUGUAAAAUUAAACGUCUAUUAUAUAAUUCUGAGUCUGUUUUCGUUGAUAUACCGCGGGAUAUAACUAGGUUAUUUACAUUGAAUAAAUAAUUUGAUGAAACUUGUGGAGAAAUCUCGACUGAAAGCCUUCAAAGUCGAUAAAACCUUGUUGGAAAACCGCCUCAAAAAUUAUAUACGUAGGUUAUAUACCUCGAACUUGGAAUAUAAGUCAGUUAUUCGCCCUCGGAGUCUACGGCACCUCAGCUCAAUAACUGACAUAUAUCCCGCAUUCUCGGUAUUUAACCUAUACUUAUAUAUCCACAUGUGUCUAGUAUGUACACGCUCUUUAUUCUUUCUGUCAUCUCUUUUUCAGCCAAGGACGGUUGAAUCGGAGAAAGGUGGGAAUGUUAUGCCAUAUGAACUAUAUUUCAACAUUAAAUGUUGAUCGUGGUUAAGGUGAACGAAGGCCGAAGCAUACGAUCCAUUAGUGAUACCCCCCAAAAACGCGCAAUACCCGAACAUUACAGCAUACGUGAAUUUACGCCUUCUCCCAAAAGCAUCGUUCUCCGUAGCUUAGUGGUGAGAGCACUGCUCCACAAACGCAGAGGCGUACCUAUAGGUUCGAUUCAUGCCGGAGGACCAAAGUUGCAUUUUUCGCAACGUUCCCGGUUUGGUCUCAAUAAUCGUAUGUUUCUGCCUUCGUUAUCCUAAACCACCAUCAACAUUUAAUUUAUGUUCAAAUAAAACGAAGGAAGUGCAAUAACCAAUAUAUUUCAACAUAUUUGACAUUUUUCUAGUUCUUUUUUUUUAUGUAAGAGUUAUAAACUGAGUAGGAGGUUUAUAACUGAUAUAUUGACCCGAGAACGCGUAGCGUCCGAGGGGCAAUAUAUCAGUUAUAAACCGACUUUCGAGGUUUAUAACUAACUUAUAUCACACUUGCGGAGGUUUUCCAACAUAUUUUGUCAUUUUCAAAAAUUUUUAAUGAAAAAUUCUCGCGUUUUGUCUACAAGUUUAAUCUAAUCAUUUAUUCAAGGUUUAUAAGCUAGUUAUAAACCUCGGAAGAACAAAGAAAACCGACGCAAGUGUGAUAUAAGUUUAGUUUUAAUAAGGUUGUUUUACGUAGUUCUAAAAUUAAUUGUUUAACUUUGUACUAAUUCGUCCUGUCAUCUUUUACACAUUAAUGUUUAUAAUUUGAAAUUCUCAACAAAAGGUUCGUCUCAUUUCGCAGCCGAUUUCGAUAUAUUCGUUCAUUUGUCUCACUAAUAUAUUUCAUAACAUAACAUAAGGAAUCAUUUUCGUCGUUCUUUUCUGCUUUUCCCCAACUUAUUUUUGAGUAUUAGCUAAGGGGCUGUUUAUAUCAUGGAGUAAGGAUUGAAUAGAGACGCCUCGCGCAUGUCGCAUUACGCAUUUUGGCCGCCAUUUUCCUAGCCAGUCAAUAACAUUUUCGGCCAAUAAACACGCUGUUCUGGCUGGCUGCUCCGCCUUUUGGCCAGUAAACUGCAUAAUUUUGCAUACAAAAACGAGGACACAUUGCACCGCUGAGCGUCCCUUUUGUUACUGAUCUUUAUUCUGUUUAUAUGGAAGCCGGGCUAGGCCGCUUAGCAAGACAGCCCGGUAAGCGGGAUGAAUUUCUCUUCUGUUUAUACUAUGAGAAAAUUUCAUCCCGCUUGGCGGGACAAUUUUGUUGUUUUGACAGUUGUUAAAAAUAGCUUGCAGCGGCAUCAUUGAACUUUCAUCCCGGCAAGUGGGUUGGCCUGUUUGUUCAUAUAAACGCACGAUACUUUUUACUAUAAAAUGAAUUACACUGUGAGAUCUCGCUAAGCUAGCUAGCCCGGUAAGCAAGCCAGUCCAUUCUUCAUAUGAGUAUUUAUAUGGAGAAAUUUUCAUCCCGGUAAGCGAGAUCUCGCCUUUCUCAUGCGCGAUCUCUGGAAGCGGGUCAGCCCGUUUAUUCACAUAAACGCACUGUAAUCCCCGAGCCGGCGGCGCGGAGCGCCGUUCGAGGAUACUAAUUCCGCCCGGCUAUUUACACCCGGUGUUCAGUUGAAAACAUAGCGAAGUGCAAUUUGUCCUCCAUUAUGUGAUGGACGGUCUUCGACGUUAUUGCGCAUGCACGUGUAAUAAUAG